AUGGCGUUCUUGCUUGCGUGUUUGGCGUGUUUGGUGGUUGGCGCAAGCUCGGCAUCCCAGGAGUCAGCCUCCUUUCCUGGACGUGCCUUGCGGGCGAAAGCCAAGACGAAGUGUGACGGAGCGGGUUGUACUUGCGCGAGCAGCGAUGACUGCCAUCCUUCGUCCAAGCACUGCAUACAGAUUGGACUGGCACAGAAGUGUUUUGGGGAAGCAGUUGUGAACGCGAAGAGCAACAUCGGGAACUUCGAAAAGUUCGCGGACCACGCAGAUCUCGUCGAACAUCCAUCCGCUCUUGAGGAGGUGUCUACAUGGUUGCUGCACAACAACGUCCACAGUGUGGAGGAGCUGGCGUCAUCCAAAGACAUGAUGGGGAAGUUCCUGCUUGCGACGCACAGCAAAGUCAAGCUCCGGCCAUACUACAACAUGAGGAGAUACCUGCAGAAAGACUUGCGCAAAGCACCUCCACCACCUGCGGUGCAAAAUCCUCUUCCGUUUGCCUUAGGUGGGACAGGAGGCGUGGGAAGCCAAUGA
Symbiodinium natans is the source of this 531-nucleotide messenger RNA. Lineage: Eukaryota; Dinophyceae; Suessiales; Symbiodiniaceae. The record is from the annotation of a GenBank genome assembly.